AUGGCUUUGUGUUCUCCAGCAUUUCCAGGUACUUCAGCUACUACUGCUCCUGUUGCUACCAAACGUGGUUGUUCGACUUUCAAUAGUUUAUACUCCACACCAAAUAAAAGAAUUUGCUUGAAUAAUAAUAAGAUUCCUGUUUUUGGUGGUAUUGGUUUUAAAGGAUUUUAUAAUUCUUCUUUAUCAUCAUCAGAAGAAGAUUCUGAUUCAGAUGAUGAUGAUGGUGAUGCUGAUAAACAAUCCCCAUUUGAGGUUAUUCAAGUAAGGAAAAAACUUAUUCCUACCCGUAAAUCCAGUGUUGUUCUUGCAGUCACUGGAUCAGAAACUGAGAUUGAAAAUCUCGAUUGCAGCACAGUUCAUUAUACUGACGGUCAAGAAGAUGGUAAUUGUGAUAAUAACAAUUCGGUUCCUAUUGCUGACAGAAAUGCUAGAACUCGUUGCUUUGAAUAUUUAAUUGGAGCUAUUGAUGAAGCUUGGGCUAGAUAUUGUGAUGCUACUACAUCUUUUGAAGAUGAUGUUUUUGGUUCCAAUAAAUCUGGCACUAGUACAAGAGCUUAUAAUGGAAAACUUAAUGAUGAUAACGAGGAUUACGAUGAUGAAGAAGAAGAAGAUGACAGUGCUGAUGAAACUUUUGAUAACAACACUGAUAUUACAGAUUAUUCUGAUUUCCCACACCAGCAAACUAUUGCUUCAACACAAGCAUCCAAACAAGAUCAAUCAUCUUGUCAAUUGCAAGAUUUGAAAGUUCGUUUAACUAAAGCCAAAUAUUAUUUACAAGAAUUGGUUGAUUCUAAUGAUUAUAGAGAAAUUGAAUUGUUUUGGAAACGUUGGGAUAUGAUUAAAUAUUCAACCAUUGAAUUGGUUGAAGAUGAUGACGAUGAUGAAAUUGUCGAAUCCACAAUUGAAGAAUUGGAGAAUGGACGUUUAUUCUUGUAA
Molecule: messenger RNA, 936 nt
Organism: Candida dubliniensis CD36
Lineage: Eukaryota; Fungi; Ascomycota; Pichiomycetes; Serinales; Debaryomycetaceae
Exons: 1
Coding region: 1-936 (311 amino acids)
Source: RefSeq, a predicted model, not a curated record